CACGAAAAGGGCUCUUUGUCCGGAUAAGGUAAAGACGCAAAAGAUUUUUCUUGCCUCGCACGAGAGCUUGGACGCUUUCGUUCAAGAGGCAUAAAGAAGACGAUUUUGCCGUACUUCUUUUGGAGCAUGACAUUUUUAAAUGGUGAAUGAGGUCAUCGGUGUAGAGAUAAAAUUAAUUUUCAUCGAUUAUUCGCCAGGCGAUCAUUAUCGCUUAUUCUGAAGUAUCCUUCGAUUUUGGUCGAGAUUUUCAAAGAAUAAGUGCGAUAUAAAGUUUUUAGAAUAUUACUACGCAAUGGUCUCACCCUCGAAAAGAAGCCUCUGAUUGGCCAAUAGCAAUUUCCCAAGUAACAUCGGGCCACCCGCCAUAACGAACGUAGCGUGGUACGAGCGAUUGUUUGAAUGAACGUGUUCAAACGUAAUCGACAGGAUUUUAUAAUUAGUACCGAUUUCGGUUUAGUAUACGAAGUGUACACGGGACGGUUGCAUACACGGGAACUUAUGGUGACAGUUUGAAGCUAUGGAAGUCGCGCAGAAGUUGCAUUUCAACGCAUGCGACAUUCAGGACGAGGAACUGAAUAUCAGCUGUCGUACAAACAGCUCCGGUUGCGAUGUUGACGAUAUUUUAGACUCAUCGGCGGAGGAUCUUGGAUGUUCACCAUCCCUUCAACCAAGAAAGUUAUCGUUUAGUAAUACGAUGGACUGUAGUGACAGUGAAAGUAACCAAACUGUGCCAGUUAAUAAUAACAAAACUCCGAUCAGUAACGUGACAGGUACGUCAAGGAUAAGAAUUCCUCCCCGUGAGAAUGUAUGUACACAAAAGGUGUCAAUGGCAUGCAGUCCACCUUAUAAACGUGUUAGGGCUUUGCGUCUUUUUGAUUCACCUGCUACUCCCAAAACUUUAAUGGAGAAGAGUGCAUUGCAUACUCCAUUUCCUUCCAAAUGUACUAGAUUAUUUUCAUUAGACAAACCAAGACCCUGCAAUUAUCAAAAUAAAUCUGAUAAACCUGCAGCAAAUGUAAAUCCUUUUACACCUAAUGGAAUGUUGUUAACUGCAAGAAAACGUACUAGAUCCAAACGUAGUCUCAAUGGCUCUCCCGAUAUUCAGAUUCCGAAGUUCGAUCUUGCCGAUUCUGAUGAUUCAGAUAACGAAAUAGAACAAGCUACGAAACGAGUGGCAUUGCAAGAUUCUAACAUUCCUAGAUACCAUCAAGAAUUCCACGAACUUGGAUUGAUUGGUACAGGUGAAUUUGGUUCAGUAUACAAAUGUAUCAAUCGAUUAGAUGGAUGCAUUUAUGCUAUAAAAAAAAGUAUUAAGCCUGUUGCUGGGAGUAUCAAUGAAAAGAAUGCUUUAAACGAAGUAUAUGCACAUGCUGUACUUGGUAAACAUCAACAUGUUGUACGGUACUAUUCAGCAUGGGCAGAAGAUAAUCACAUGAUUAUUCAAAAUGAAUAUUGUAAUGGUGGUAGCCUAGCAGAUGCUAUUACCAAUUUACAAAAGGAAAAUAAACAUUUUACCGAGGGAGAAAUGCGACAACUGUUGCUACAUGUUGCUGAAGGUUUAAGAUAUAUUCAUAGCAUGCAGUUAGUACAUAUGGACAUCAAACCUGGAAACAUUUUUAUUUCAAAAGAAAAAAGGCUACUAGCAGUUAAUUACGAUUCAGCAGACGAUGGAUUUGAUGAAGAAGAAACUGUUGAAGAAGAAAUUACAUAUAAAAUAGGCGAUUUAGGUCAUGUUACAUCUGUUAAUAAUCCUCAAGUUGAAGAAGGAGAUUGUAGAUAUCUACCAACAGAAAUUUUACGCGAAGACUUCAGCCACUUACCAAAAGCUGAUAUUUUUGCUUUGGGAUUAACUGUUUACGAAUCAGGCGGCGGAGGUCCAUUGCCGAAAAAUGGGCCGGAAUGGCAUGAUAUUAGGAAUGGAAAUCUAAAAGAAUUGCCACAUUACAGCCGCGAUCUUAAUGAAUUACUCAAAUUGAUGAUUCAUCCAAAUCCUGAAAUGAGACCUUCAGCAGUAUGCCUUAUUCAGCAUAGAGUACUAUGUCCAUUUGGAAAUAAAACGAAAGCUCAACUUCGACGAGAACUGAAUGCAGAAAAACUAAAAAACGAAAUUUUGUCAAAGCAAUUGCAAGAAGCAGCCAAAUGUUUAAAAACCAUUGCUCCAAAUGUAGCUGCUAUUAAUAACACUAUGAAUGCCGGAGGUUAUAAAUUGAGACCAACGCCGACUAGAACUUCAUCUCGGGUAGUGGGUAAAAAAGUAAAUCGAAGUAAUAGCACUACAAAUUUCUGAAUGUUCUGUGUUAUAUUUGUGUCGGACUAAACGAUGAAAGGGAGAGGGUAAAGGUGCUUAAGGAAUAAAUGAUUCUUUUAAGUGCCUUGACAUUGUGAUAUGAAUUAACUGUAAUUUAUAAGUGAAAAUAUGAUCAAUAUUUGAUGAUAUGGAGAUACAAAAAAAAAAUAUGCAGAGUGAAAUUGCAUGAUAGUCAUGGGUAUAAUCUUUCUUGCCACGAUGAAGAUAUUACAUUAAUAAAACGAGUAUGAAUUACAAAAAAAUUAUAAACAGGUAAUUUCUUAAUUAUUUACGUCUUACAUUUCAUUGCAACUUUAAUAUAAAGAUGGGUAAUACAGUAGUUUAUUACUGUUAAUCUGUGUAUAUUGUGUUUGAUUUUUAAUGUAAGAUAACAAGUAGAUGUAUAAGAUUAGAAUGUGUCCAACAAUUAUUGCCAG
Colletes gigas is the source of this 2724-nucleotide messenger RNA. Its product is annotated as wee1-like protein kinase. The coding region runs from base 518 to 2287 and encodes 589 amino acids. The record is from RefSeq and is a predicted model, not a curated record. Gene Ontology annotation, cellular component: nucleus. Gene Ontology annotation, molecular function: magnesium ion binding; non-membrane spanning protein tyrosine kinase activity; ATP binding. Gene Ontology annotation, biological process: protein phosphorylation; mitotic cell cycle. The transcript has 6 exons. Lineage: Eukaryota; Metazoa; Arthropoda; Insecta; Hymenoptera; Colletidae.